This is a messenger RNA of Erigeron canadensis, 955 nucleotides long. RefSeq names its product ATP synthase subunit delta', mitochondrial-like. The transcript is spliced from 2 exons. The coding region runs from base 128 to 760 and encodes 210 amino acids. NCBI's taxonomy places the organism in Eukaryota, Viridiplantae, Streptophyta, Magnoliopsida, Asterales, Asteraceae. Gene Ontology annotation, biological process: proton motive force-driven ATP synthesis. The record is from RefSeq and is a predicted model, not a curated record. Gene Ontology annotation, molecular function: proton-transporting ATP synthase activity, rotational mechanism.
AAAAUGUUACCCUAAAAAUAACAACCAAACAGAAUCUACAAAAGUUGCCUGCAUUUUCAUUUCCCCCAUUUCAACCCUCUCCAAAUCCAAUCAAAAUCAAACAUUUCAUCUCCGAUCAACCACCACCAUGCUCCGUCAAGCAGCUAACCGUCUCCUCACCAGAUCCACCACCACUUACACCGGCGCGGCAGCCACCACAACCAUCCGCCGUCCAUACUCCACCGAGGUCUCCGCCAAUGCUUCCGCCAGCGAUAACGAUUUCGUUGAAGCAUGGAAAAAAGUAGCCCCAAAUAUGGAUCCACCAAAAACUCCGAUCCAGUUUAUGGAACCACGGCCACCUACUCCUUCUUCUUUGCCCUCUAAACUUACUGUCAAUUUCGUCCUUCCUUACUCCUCUGAACUUUCCAAACAAGAGGUUGAUAUGGUGAUAGUUCCAGCAACAACCGGGCAGAUGGGUAUUCUACCAGGACACGUUCCCACAAUUGCAGAGCUCAAACCAGGCCUCCUCACAGUCCACGAAGGUAAUGAUGUGAAGAAAUACUUCAUCAGCAGUGGCUUUGCAUUUGUGCACUCGAACUCUUAUGCAGAUAUUUUGGCUGUUGAGGCUGUUCCAAUUGACCGAAUUGAUCCAGCUCAAGUACAAAAGGGUUUGAGUGAGUUCACACAGAAGCUGAGCUCUGCAUCAACAGAUCUGGACAAAGCUGAAGCCCAGAUUGGAGUUGAUGUUCAUAGUGCUCUCAACUCUGCUCUUACAGGUUAGAGUAUGGGCGAGUGCUUUUGUGAUCCUAAAUCUCAACUCAAAAUAAGAGUUUUCUCAGUGGGGAAAACUUUGGUAGAAUGUUUGCAUUUUUGUACCGUCCUUGCAAAAUUUGAGAUAUAAUAUAUAUUUCACAUUUGAUAUCAAAUUUGGUCCCUGAAACUUAAAGAUUCAAGAAAUGAAAUUCACUUGGUUGUU